Molecule: messenger RNA, 1209 nt
Organism: Microdochium trichocladiopsis
Lineage: Eukaryota; Fungi; Ascomycota; Sordariomycetes; Xylariales; Microdochiaceae
Exons: 4
Coding region: 1-1209 (402 amino acids)
Source: RefSeq, a predicted model, not a curated record
AUGUCGCCUACACGUGAGAAUCAGCCUCCUUUUGGUCGCAAGGAUCUUUUCAUCACCGCUUCUCAGAAUGGCAGACCUGCAUUCGGGCGCAAAAAGUCAAAGUCACGCAAGAAUUCGGACUUGAACAUUCUGGGCGAGAUCUUCGGCAUUUCACAGCCCGCUACACCAGGGAAGAUGUCCCAUCGGCCCCGUCGUCUGAACAGUACCAAAGACGCAGAUCCAGAUGUCUUGACGAAUGAAGACAGUGAGACUUGUUUCGAGGGAAAUGCUCCAGGGGUCGAGCAGCCACCGCCAACAGCACCCGGUGCUAACACGCUGCGUCAGAAGAGCAAGAGGCAGCACCAAAAUGCUAAUGGGAAGGCGAGCCAGCGGCCUUACAUUGUGAGAGAGCAUGUGUCGCGACCGCCCACGCCGUUCCUCUCACACGCCCGGCACUCUACGACACAUCAACUUCAGCACGAGGAUAGUCUCUUCAACAUUUCCGUAACACCUGCUUUGCAUCCCUCCCUGGGCAAGCCCAUCCCGCCUUUCACGGCCCCCACAAAUGGUCUGCCACUCGGCCCUGUUCCUACUGCUUCACAGCUCCCUUUCAUUGCCGAGAGCCGUCCGCGGAAUAUCAGCGCGGCACCUCUACAAAAAGGCCCCAUUCAGUAUCCAGCCCACACCAGAUCCGCCGCCUCUUCGGUUCAGCAGCUUUUCCGUGACGACGAAGCCUUCGAGGAGUCCACAGAUGACCUCAAGUCGAUUCUCGAGCAUCAAGCCGAAGACGAAGUUGAGGAAGACCUAGCACAUGCUGAGUCGUUCACUUCCGACGAAGACACGAGUAGCCAGUGCUACAGCCCCAAUGAGGGAUACGAGUAUAUUGACGAUUCUGGUGACGAAGACUCGGAACCAUCAGGAAGCGCCGCCCAGUCCCGUCCGUACCAGGACUCAGGUCGGGAGCGUAGGGCAGAUGGUGCUAUGCACCAAGCUAAUCGAUUGUUCCUCCGUGGUACACGAGCAGCGGGUGUCUCACUAGCAAGCCAGCAUCGCGGACACAACCUGCAACUUCUCAACAAGUCCUCGGACGAUUUCUACCCGCCGUGCUCAUCGUCUCUCGUGGCACACAUGGGCCAUUCAUCGGAGAGUUUCGGCAUCAACAUGGAUCGCCUGCGGGAGCGCCUGGGGGGACGAUUCCAUCGCCGAAGUGCCUCCUCGCGCAUGGAUUGA